CCAGAGCUAGCGCUAGAUGAGAGCUGCGGCAGGCAGUCAGCAGUCAGUAGGAGCAGUAAAAUGGCAAAUCAAAAUCAGCAGAGGUCUCUUCAUCUUCCUCAUCUUGCUGGUCGCCGUGGACUAGGCUCAGGCUGGUCCAAGAGAGAGUUGAUCAUCCUAGCAGCCGUAGUCAUUGUAACUAUCCUCAUCUUCUCCCAUUCCUCACCCAAAUAUUCUUCUACCAUCGUUGGUAAUCACACCGAUAAAUCUUCUAUUUCAGCUCCACCGUCUUCAGCAUCUCGACAUUCGGAUUGGAUUCCCUUCACCCCUUUAACCAAUGCCCAUCAUAAAGCCGCACUUUGCUUGGAUGGAAGUGUACCGGGAUAUCAUAUGGAGAAGGGUUUUGGAUCUGGUUCCCACGAUUGGGUUCUUCAUAUCGAGGGUGGAGGUUGGUGCAAUACCAUAGCUUCAUGUUCAUCUCGUAAGAGGACAGCGCUAGGUUCUUCAAAGUACAUGGACGCUCCAGUUCAGUUUUCUGGGAUCUUGAGCCAUGACCCUUUACAGAAUCCUGAUUUCUACAAUUGGAAUAAAGUCAAGAUCCGGUAUUGUGAUGGUGCAUCCUUUUCUGGGCACCCUGAUGCUGAGUCUAAAAAUGGAUCAGAACUCUUCUUCAGAGGUCAGCUUAUCUGGGAGGCUGUUAUGGAUCAACUGUUGUCACUAGGACUUUCAAAUGCAAGACAGGCUCUUCUUUCUGGGUGUUCAGCGGGUGGCUUGGCAACCCUCCUACACUGUGACAAUUUCCAAGGGAUUUUGCCAAAGGGUGCUACUGUCAAGUGUCUUGCUGAUGCAGGUUUUUUUCUCAAUGAAAAGGAUGUUGCUGGAAAUCACACUAUUGAAAGCUUCUACCGUGAUGUUGUUAAUCUCCAGGGCAUAGCAAAAAGUUUGAACAAAGAUUGUCUUUCAAAAAUGGAGCCUCAUAAGUGCUUUUUCCCUCAAGAAUUUAUAGAAAAUAUAAAGACUCCAUUGUUUCUUGUCCAUCCAGCUUAUGACUUUUGGCAGAUACGAAAUAUAUUGGCACCUGAUGAAUCAGAUUCUCAAAGGAGCUGGCUCAGCUGCAAGUUGAACAUUUUCAACUGCAAUCCCAGCCAGCUAGAAGUACUACGAGGCUUCCGAAAUUCAUUGCUCAAGACGCUCGGCAAAUUUCAGCAAAAUAAGGAAGGGGGCAUGUUUAUAAAUUCUUGCUUUAUCCAUUGCCAGACCUGGAUGGCAGAGACAUGGCACUCGCCUACUUCUCCUAGAAUCAACAAUAGAACUAUUGCGGAGUGUGUCGGUGAUUGGUACUUCAACCGCAAGGAAGCGAAGGAAGUCGACUGCCCAUUUCCGUGCAAUCCUACUUGCUAUAACAUGGAUUUUACUCGGGGUUUGUAGCCUGAUGAACGUACGGAAUCCCUGGUAGUUUAAUCUCAUCGUUGAGAAGCUGCUCUUAACUUCUUCAGCUGAUCUUAAUCACAUUGAUUGUGCUGUUGAUGAUGGAUGGUCCGGUGAGGUUCCAUGGAGGAGACUUGAUGAUGUGAUGUGCUGCAUGUUUGAGUCAUCUUUUCACCUGAUAAAAGAUCAUCCGAGGUGAAAUUGUUUUCAUUGCAAUAUAUGUGCCUGAGUAGGCAGAAACGGAACUUUGCUCUUCUGGUGGUUAAUUGCUGGAGUAUAUCUAGUUACUGUACUGUAAAGAUAAAGAAGUUAAAUCACUAAUUUAAACUGUGUAAUAUGGUAUUUGACUAAUCUGCAAUCGGGUCAUAUCAUCUAUCUCAGGUCAGAGGGGUAAGCCCGACUUUGUUCA
Messenger RNA from Coffea eugenioides, 1816 nucleotides. Its product is annotated as pectin acetylesterase 5-like. The coding region runs from base 61 to 1407 and encodes 448 amino acids. Lineage: Eukaryota; Viridiplantae; Streptophyta; Magnoliopsida; Gentianales; Rubiaceae. The record is from RefSeq and is a predicted model, not a curated record. The transcript is spliced from 12 exons. Gene Ontology annotation, molecular function: hydrolase activity.